UGUAGGCCUACCUCGCGUGUAGCAAGAUGCUACUACUGACUAAAACAUUGAUGAAUCUAAACGUUAAAAAUGAUAGACUUUAGAUAAUUUAUCAUCAUUGAUAAACCUGACAAAGGGUUAGGGUUAAACAAUACUUUGCCGUUUGGUAUCAUUAGUCUACCUGUAGGCUAAUGACCAGCCUAAUUCAUUGUAGUCUAUUUUGUUUGCUGCUGACCUGGAGGCUUCCCGUCCUGGCUACGCAACAAGGUCUGCAGGGACUCGCCCCCGAGGAGGGAGGGCACUUCCACCGCAGGGAGGAGGAGGUGAGUGGACGCAGUUAUCCCAACAAGCCGAUUAUUGACGGCUACUGAGUCCUCUCUGUUAAUUUGCGUUCGUCCUCGCAUGGUCAAACACAGGCGGACACAAUACAUCUGAUACUGAAGUUUUUAUUUGUGCCGGGCGGAGACUUUGUUCAUCACAGGAAAGUACUAGGCUACUACUUUUUUUAAUGACGCUGCAACUUUUUAUGGAUUUAUAUUGAUAGAACUCGUGUGUGGAAAGCUAUUGUUUAUAAAAAACUUGCAAUUUGUGUAUUUGGUGUAUUUGGCCUACACUGCAGAGAGCUUAAAGUGGCAUCCUGGAAGCUGCAUGGUGUUUUAUUUUUACAUCCUGCUUAAAAGAAGUUCACACUUAAAGAAUGCAUCAAAUGAAAAUGGUAGCUGCAGUGAACUUUUAGAACUAGUAGUAACUAUAGUAAGUGAACUUUACAAUCAGGCAACAAGCCAAAUCACAGGGACGACAGUGCCAUUUUGCUUUGAGCAGUUUGAAGGCGCAAGGUAUAAAAAUGAAUAGCCUAUCCAGGAGUACAGAUGACCACAGAGACAUCGGCCACAGCCCAGCUCACAAACCGGAGACAUCAAGGUACCGUAGCUGGAGCAGCUUCCGCUUCUCGAGAUGGAGAAGUGGUUCCCAGAGGACCAGCCCCCCUGGUACCCCCUCCCCAAAGGUAGAGAAGAAGGCUGAUGUGAGCAAGGCGCUCUUCUCCUUGGUUCAGACUCACAAUGACGACUACACAGCAGAUCCAGAUGGCCAGCUGGACACCGACAAGGAGGGUGAAGAAUGCAGCGAUGACACAGGACCUUCACAGGACCAGUCCACCUACUUCCAGAAGCAGUUUGGGUCCAUGCUGCAGCCCGGGGUCAACAAGUUCUCCCUGCGCAUGUUUGGCAGCCAUAAAGGUGUUGCUGCGGAGCAGGCCCGGGUCAAGAGCUUUGGAGUGUGGAUCAUCCACCCGUACAGUGACUUCAGGUUUUCCUGGGACAUCGUGAUGCUCCUAUUGAUGAUGAGCAAUCUGGUCAUUUUGCCCUGGGGAAUCACCUUCUUUGAAGACCAGAACACCCUGCCUUGGAUCACCUUCAACGUCCUGUCCGACACUCUCUUCCUCAUGGACCUGGUUUUCAAUUUCCGUACGGGCAUCCCGGGAGAGGACAGCCAUAUCACCCUGGACCCCAAAGAGAUCCGCAUGCAGUACCUCCGCACCUGGUUCCUGGUGGACUUCAUCUCUUCCAUCCCCGUUGACUACAUCUUCCUCAUUGUUGACCUGGAGUCCCUGCACGAGUCGUCUGACGUUUAUCGCACCGCCCGCGCCCUCCGCAUCGUGCGCUUCACCAAGAUCCUCAGUCUGCUGCGUCUUCUCAGACUGUCUCGCCUCAUCCGCUACAUUCACCAGUGGGAGGAGAUUUUCCACAUGACUUAUGACCUGGCCAGCGCUGCGGUGCGCAUAGUCAACUUGAUUGGCAUGAUGCUGCUGUUGUGCCACUGGGAUGGCUGCCUGACCUUCAUGGUUCCUAUGCUGCAAGACUUCCCUCCAGACUGCUGGGUAUCCAAAAAUAACAUGGUGAAUUCAACAUGGCACCUUCAGUACUCCUACGCCCUGUUCAUGGCCAUGAGUCACAUGCUGUGUAUAGGAUACGGAGCCCACCCUCCGGAAGGCAUGACUGACGUUUGGCUUACUAUGAUCAGUAUGGUCGUGGGGGCCACCUGCUACGCCAUGUUCCUUGGUCAUGCAACUACCCUUGUCCAGUCCUUGGAUGCAUCACAUCGCCAGUAUCAGGAGAAGUAUAAGCAAGUGGAGCAGUACAUGUCGUUCCAUAAACUGCCGGCGGAUGUAAGACAGAGGAUCCAUGAUUAUUACGAGCAGCGAUUCCAAGGCAAGAUGUUCGAUGAGGACAGCAUCCUGGGAGAGCUCAGCGAUCCGCUGAAGGAGGAGAUUGUCAGCUAUAACUGCCGUGGGCUUGUAGCCAACAUGCCACUCUUUGCCAACACCGACCCUCAUUUUGUGACAGUGAUCCUGACCAAGCUGCGUUUCGAAGUCUUCCAACCUGCAGACUUGAUUAUUCGAGAAGGAACGCUGGGUCGGAAAAUGUACUUCAUCCAGCACGGCACCGUCACUGUCAUCCCACGUGGAAGUAGGGAGGUUACGCUCAACGAUGGAGCAUAUUUUGGAGAGAUCUGCCUGCUAACCCAAGGACGACGCACAGCCAGCGUGAGGGCUGACACCUACUGUCGCCUUUACUCCCUUAGUGUGGACAGUUUCAACGAGGUCCUGGAGGAGCAUCCUCUGAUGAGGAGGGCGUUUGAGUGUGUGGCCGUGGGCCGACUAGGCCGGGGAAGUCGCAGACCCAGUUCUGAUCCUCCCCCAGAUGAGAGACUUCCUCAGCAGCAACAGAGAGAGACUCCUGUCAGAAAUGUGGAGGAUACUUGACAUACUAGACUGAACUUGACCACAUAAUAAAGCAAACAUAAACAUAAA
Molecule: messenger RNA, 2791 nt
Organism: Perca flavescens (yellow perch)
Lineage: Eukaryota; Metazoa; Chordata; Actinopteri; Perciformes; Percidae
Gene: hcn3
Product: hyperpolarization activated cyclic nucleotide-gated potassium channel 3
Exons: 7
Coding region: 824-2743 (639 amino acids)
Biological process (GO): regulation of membrane depolarization; sodium ion transmembrane transport; potassium ion transmembrane transport
Cellular component (GO): axon; dendrite; HCN channel complex
Molecular function (GO): voltage-gated potassium channel activity
Source: RefSeq, a predicted model, not a curated record